AUGUUUAAUCAUCUCAUGUUUGGAGAUUCAUCUCCGAUGAAUAGAAUGGGACUGGGCUGUAAAGAUGAGGUAUAUGACCUAAUGACUCCCGGUAAGGAUUUCAACAGCAUUAACUGCAACGGUUGGAGUGGAAAGCAUUCCAUAGAUGGUGAAGAGGAACAGCAGGUGCCGUUGAGGGAUGAAAGUCCGUCAUCAUCAGUCUCUUCAUUGGUAUCACAAUCCAUUCUUCAUUUAGGGAAACAACACACCUUCCCGUUAACUCCUUCUCCGAUUUCUUCGUCCAUGGUUGGUCGCUCUCCACAAGUGCCUCAUUCAAGUAGUAGCGCCUUAAUGGCCUUACAAACUCCCCAAGUCAAUGAUCCCAAACGACUGUUGAUGCACCCGACCAUCGAUAUACAAGUGAUUAAUCAAAAAUUGGAAACGGUCAAAGAAGAAAUUCGAAAAGAGGUUGAGAAACGCCUUGAACAAAUGAAAAUUGAAUAUCAAAACGAGUUGCAUUCGAUCCGAGAUCAAUUCUUGAGGAAUGAGCAAGAGCUUGAAAGAGAACGAUUCGAAAAGAUGGAACUGCAGAGUAAAAUUGAAGCAUUGGAACAACAGAUUAAAGUACUGACCUCAGAUCGAGAAAGGGCGACUUGUGUAAAUUCUCAAUCUCAUACCAGGCACGACAUGGAAUGUUUACAAGACACUCCCUUAAUUCCAAUUCAGAGUCAAAUCGACACUGAUUCUGAAAAAGAGAAUCAUCCCUUUGGAAACUCUUCAGAGACGGUUCUAGGCAAACACACUUCCAAGGGUUGUACUAACAGACAAAAGGACGACACAAAAGCAACCUCCUCUAACUCUCUCCAUUCUGACCCAACAACGAUCAUCUCAAAACAACCAGACAAAAUUCCCUCAAAGGUAUCAACCCAAUAUUCCAACUUUGACAUUUCCGUUUCUGAGCCUAUUGGACCUAGGAUACGAACUCAGGAUAUCACAUCUCCCCAACAAACUUUUUCAUGUAAUAUAAUCGCUGCCAAUUUCGAAGAGCAUUCACAGUCACCUUCCCAACAUUUUGAGGAAAAGACCUCAACAGCUCCACAACAACAACCACCGUCCAACAAGCUCAAAGAGUUUAAAGAAGUGAAAGGAGUGUAUCAAUACACGGCCAUUCUUCAGAAUUUUCAUUUAAGAAAAGGAGAAGAGCACGUUCCAAAAAAGAAAAAAUCGACUAGCAAUGUUUCAUCAAAGAAAGAACAAGGCAGCAGCAAAAAAUCAUCUCCACAAACACCCACUCCACAAUUGUCACUCAAGGAACGAGUAGCCUCGUGGCAUGCUAACGAAAGAGAAAAAGAAGAAAAGUUUUACAAACAAAAAGAACUGUUAGAUAUUUACUUUUCGUCCAAGAUGAAAGGAACUCCUGCAUGUGAACGUCUGAAAAAUAUUGUAAUUCACACCACAGACAUGUGGAAUAAUUUAUUCAUUUCAUACAAUGAUAGAGAACGUUUUUUGGACGAGCAUGUGUUACGGCCAAUUAGUCUCUCAGGAAAGAAGCAUGAUCAAAGUCGAUGGAUCCUCACAGACGAAUAUAUUUCAAGCAUGUUGAGUGCUUUUCUGGAUGAAUACAACCGAUUAGCGAGCUAUUUUCAACAAAAUGGAUCCAUUUUCAAAUCCAUCUCUGAAAGAGAAGGUUUAAAAUCAAGAAUCAGUUAUUUGUGGCGUCAACAAGAGGCAGGUGCAGUGGUCACCAAAGAAUACGUUGAGCUUGGUACUCGACUGAAAAAGUUGAAUCAUGAAUUGAUGAAAACUCUUAAUGAUUACGAAAAAGCCAACAACUGUCCUUUCAUGUUUCAAGGAUUUCGGUAUUUGGAUGUCAUACACUACGACCAGCUGGUACAACAAGAAGAAAUUGAAGAAAUGGAGAAGAAGGCACUUCAACACAGAAUCAAACGAUCGAUUCAGUAA
Molecule: messenger RNA, 1941 nt
Organism: Naegleria lovaniensis
Lineage: Eukaryota; Heterolobosea; Eutetramitea; Acrasida; Naegleriidae
Exons: 1
Coding region: 1-1941 (646 amino acids)
Source: RefSeq, a predicted model, not a curated record